GAGGUGGAGUCCGGGUGGUGGCAGCGGCAGUGGCGGUUGCCAGGAUCCCGCGUUGCCGCCUGAGACCCGUAAUAUGGCCGGGAGGAGAAGGAGAAGGAGGCGGCGGACCGGGCUGCGCUCUGUCAGUACAAAUUGAGCUGUUUGCUUCCUGACAAGGCCCGUGGCAAGGGGAAAAAAGCCUGACCGGGCCGUGGGAGAUCAGUACUUUUAUCAAGAGCCUACUGUGUGCUGACGCUGUUCUGUGUAAUGGGGAUUCAGUGGUGAGCAAGACUGGAAAGGUACCUGUGCUUAUGGAGCUUACGUUUUGGUGGAGGAAGACAGACAAAACCCAAGGAAAUAAACAAGAUAAUUUCAGAUAGUGUGUAAUUGUGGGAAGAUGGAGGAGUAUGAGAAAUUCUGUGAGAAUAGUCUUGCCAGAAUCCAAGAGGCAUCACUAUCCACAGAGAGCUUUCUACCUGUCCAGCCUGAAAACAUCUCACUUAUUCGCUUCCAUGGAGUGGCUGUGCUUUCUCCACUGCUUAACGUUGAGAAAAGAAAGGAAAUGCAACAAGAAAAGCAGAAAGCACUUGAUGUAGAAACGAGAAAGCAUGUUUAUAGGAAGAAAGCUCUGUUGACUCGGGUCCAGGAGAUUCUUGAAAAUGUUCAGGUUAGAAAAGCACCUAAGGCCAGUGAUUUUGAUCCAUGGGAGACUGAAACAGUUUACUCUGAAUCAGAAGUCAGAAACUUGAAUGUCCCUGCUACAUUUCCAAAUAUCUUGCCAAGCCCUGCUGGACACUCUACUUUAGGAAAAUUUGAAAAGAUAACUGGAAUUUUGCCAUUGAAUAAUGAAGACCAAUUUAAAUCUAAUGGGAUAGAUUUAGCUAGGGACUCAGAACUUAAUUCUCUGAAGCACUGUGAUAGUUCAGAUAUUAUUACCCCUGUGGAAAAUGAAGCUUCUGCAAAGAUCCCCUCAGCAACCCCUCAGGAGACUCUUAUGUCUGAUGGUCUCGUCCCAACUAAUGAAGAACAGGACCCCUCACUUUUGGAAGAAGUUACUCCGGAUCCCUACAUAAUGAGUCUUCAGAACCUGAUGAAAAAGUCAAAGGAAUAUAUAGAAAGAGAACAAUCUAGACGUAGUCUUAGAAGUAGUGCAAAGAGGAGUGUUCAUGAGAGUCAUUCAGAUAAAGAAAACGAGGCUGUUAAAGUGACUGAUUAUGGGAAGGAGAAGGUGCAGUUGACUGGCAGACACUGUGCUUCAGUGAUUCCUGACAAGCCGAGCCUUAAUAAAUCAAAUGUUCUUCUCCAAGGUGCUUCCACUCAAGCAAGCAGCCUGAAUACAUCUGUUUUAGGUAGCUUUUCUAAAGUGGACAUACCUGUACGAACUGGCCAUCGCACUGUUUUAGACCCUGAUUCUGAUUUUAAAGUCAUUCCCACUUUUGUUCCCGAAAACAACGUUAUCAAAAGUCUUACUGGUUCAUAUGCCAAAUUACCUAGUCCAGAGCCAAGCCUGAGUCCUAAAAUGCAUCGAAGGCAUUCUAGGCCAUCAUCAGCAUGUCAUAUACUUAUAAAUAACCCAAUAAAUGCCUGUGAGUUAAGUCCCAAAGGAAAAGAACAGGCGGUAGGCUUAGUUGUUCAAGAUACUGAUGAAAAAACAAAUAUACCGGAAACUGUGCCAAAGUUACCAGUUGAUUUAGCAGGAGUUUGUCCAAGCAAGGUUUAUGUCACCAAAAAUGCAUCUGAAGCCAUGCAGGAGGUGGUUUUGGGUAAAUCAAAUCAGGUAUGCCAGUCUUCAGGAAAUCAGUUAGAAAACAAGGUCAUUCAUGGACUUGCUCUCGUGGAAGGUCAGUUAACGUCUGAUGGGAGAGAACCACCCAAAAUGGACAGCAUGUGUACUGCAGUGCCGCAAUUGCAUGAGCCGUAUGCCACCAGUCAGUGUAUAGUGAGUCCAAACUUUGGAGCCGUGAGCGCACUCAAGUCAGCCAGCGUGUUAGAGAAAAAUGCCUGCAAUGUACAAAUGGAACUGAAUAAGUCUUACGAUGUAAAAAACCCAUCUCCUUUACUGAUGCAAAACCAGAAUACCGGACAGCAGAUGGACACCCCUACAGUGUCCUGUGGAAAUGAACCGUUUUUGGAUAACAGUUUUGAGAGAGUUAAACGGAGACUUGAUUUAGAUGUUGAUAGUUUGCAAAAGGAAAACUGCCCUUAUGUCUUAGCAACUGGAAUAGCUGAACAGGAAAGGCAGCAUUUGCCAGAAAAAAGAUACCCCAAGGGACCCGUCCACAUCAACAAGAAUAAAAUGUUAGAAAGUAGUUCCAAAGAAGGUGAGGAGAUAUUAAAAAGCAAGAUGUUAGCUUUUGAAGAAAUGCGGAAGAGGCUAGAAGAACAGCACGCCCAGCAGUUAUCACUACUCAUAGCUGAGCAGGAAUGGGAACAGGAAAGACUGCAGAAGGAAAUAGAAGAACAGGAGAAAAUGUUAAAAGAGAAGAAGGUGAAUGCAGCUGAAGCAUCUGAGUUGAGCAUUAAUAAUGCAGUGGACUUAGAGUGGAGAAAAAUAAGUGAGUCUGGAUUGCUGGAAACAAUGCUGUCUCAGGUGGACUUGCUCCAUCCUUCAAACUCAAAUACUUCUGGUUUCACAAAUUCUGUCCUGCAGCAUAGCUUUGCUUCUGCAAGCGAAGCACCCUUCUACCUCUGGGGAUCGUCAACUAGUGGCUUGACCAAACUUUCAGUUCCAAGGCCUUUUGGAAGGGCCAAACCUAAAUGGUCUCAGGUUUUCAGUCCGGAAGUACAAACAAAAUUUAACAAGAUAACUGCAGUGGCAAAAGGAUUUCUUACUCGUAGGCUUAUGCAGACAGAUAAGCUGAAACAACUUCGCCAAACUGUAAAAGACACAAUGGAAUUCAUAAGGAGUUUUCAGUCAGAAGCGCCAUUGAAGAGAGGAGUUGUUUCAGCGCAAGAUGCUUCUCUUCAGGAAAGAGUGUUAGCUCAGUUGCGAGCUGCCCUGUAUGGUAUUCAUGACAUAUUCUUUGUAAUGGAUGCAGCUGAAAGAAUGUCUAUUCUCCAUCAUGACCGAGAAGUUCGCAAAGAGAAAAUGCUCAGGCAAAUGGACAAAAUGAAAAGUCCACGAGUGGCCCUGUCGGCGGCAACACAGAAGUCUCUCGAUAGGAAGAAGUACAUGAAAGCUGCUGAAAUGGGAAUGCCAAAUAAGAAAUUUCUGGUUAAACAAAAUCCUUCUGAAACAAGAGUCCUUCAGCCAAACCAAGGACAGAAUGCACCUGUUCACAGGCUACUUAGUAGACAAGGCUUUGGGGAAGUGUAUCACCCAGGAAUAUUUGUAUCUGCACAUAAAGUGAUGAAAAAUUUCUCCCUCUGGCCACAAGAUCACAUGUGAAUAUGCCAGGUUGGGGGGGGAGUAUAUGCAGGAAAAAUCCAAAGAAAGCGGCCAAAUGUUGCGACAAUUUAAGAAGACAACAUUCAUUAGGAUAAACAAGGGGCGGGUGGGGGGCUUCAUGCUUAACAAAAUAGUUAAGGGAAAAUACCCUGCCCAGGACUCUUUAGUUAACCCUGGACUGUUUACUCAGGCAAAGUGACAUCAAAGGGCUGAGCAAUUAUCUGCCAACUUGAUCAGUCUGGCUAAUUCCUUCCCUACACCCUCAUUAUCCUCUUAACAGUAGGUUUGGGUGAAGACACAGUAGUAUUUAGUAAUCGACCAUCUCUUUGCUUAACCUGUACAAACAUAAGUUUGUUUUCUGUACCCAGAUGUCUGCUGAGAACGUUUUUUAUAAAUUUCAAGGACAUUUGGGUUUAUUUCUAUAAAAUGUCGAAAAGGUGUGAUAAAUUACAAAUAAGUUUGGAAAUACAAAUUUCAUUCAUCUCUGCAUACUGAUUGCUAAAUUUGGUAAACAAAUUAGAUACUGUUCUGUUCGAGGGGAAAUUACUGCAGAAGAAUGUUUUUCUCUGGUUUUGUAAAAUUUAAACACUGAUUAAUCUCUCAGAAUUCAUAUUCUUGGACUUACAGGAUAACCUCAUAGGAGAAAACACUUGACUGUUGAUUGUGGUCUAUCCAGAAUUUACCACGAAAGUAGCCAAGGGCCACCAUUUUGGUCAACAGUAUACAUUCCUCUUAACCGCUAGUUGUCUGGUGCAGAAAUGUUAGAUUUAAUGUGGGUUACCCCAGUACUCUUGGAAACACUUCUCCUAAAUCAUAAAAUCUUUCUGUGGAGGGUAACAAAUUAGGGAGAUAGCACAAUCUUCUCGAAUGUAGGAGCACCUAGGAGUGAGUCAGUGCAUCCAUUUCUGUAAACUAGAGUCACACCGCAUGCGCUUCUGUUUUCUUGGUGGUCUGCGUAUUUUGUUCCUUCAUAGUUUGUUUUUUCUAGCUUGCCUGAUUUAGGAGACACUAAAGGGCUAUCCAAUAACAGAAAGUUCAGAUUUUCCAAUGGGAUAGUAAUAUUGUUGAGUUGAAAUUCUGCAUUACUUAAGAGGCACUGAUGUUUAAGGUUUUCAUCACUAAUGUAUUCACUUAAAACAUAAACCAAAACAUGUUACCAAGGGAACAUGAUUUUAUGAAACAGAACGUCACUUAAUUUAUCAUGCCAUUUCCAAAAAGGGCUUUGUGCUUCUCACAUAAAAUUGGGACUGUGUACAUUUACUCUUUCUAACUUGAAUUUUAAAUGAUAUUGGUAUUUUGAAAAUGCAGACUAUUAUAUUCUUAAUAUCCUUUUAAGAAGGUGGAGAUAAAGAUUGUUUUCUCCAAUUUUCUGUCCCAUUUAAAAUUUAGCUAUUACAUCCAGCCGUAGACAGACAAUAAUAAUCUACUCUGGGUGUAAACUUGAUUUUCUUUAUUGAGAUAUAUAUCAUUUAUCAUUUAUUGAAUGAGUGAGCCAGGAAAUCAGAAGAAGGUCAAAAAUAUCUGAGUUACCAAUUUUUUAUUUGUAGCCAAAGUAUAUCAAAAUAUCUUAGUAUGAUAAAUUGUGCAUUAUCAUUCUGAAAACUCAGGAUACAGCUUACUUAUAUUGUGGGUCUUUCCAGAAAGAAAGACAGAUGCUACAAGUUUUGUGUGCACUAAUGCAAAUUAGCUAAAACAAAUAGUAUGUUUCGGAGAAAGUUAAAAAAGUAGCUUUAGAUCAAGAUUGAGAAAUGGGAGUGUUUUUUUUUUAAAGAUAAAAGUGUGUGUUUUACACAUAUUUUAAUGUUCACAGCUUUUUCUCAUAAAAGUGCCAGACAUUGUUUUGUGCUUUUAAUGGAUUUUUUAUUUAUAUACAUUAUUUUUGUUAUUUUUACUUUGAGUGGAAUGUCCAUUAAUGUAAAUUGUAUUUAUUUUUAUACUUUAAUUUUCACUAGUUUUGCUUCUAGGCAAAAGGCAAAAUAAACUUUUCAUCUUAAAAGAAA
Messenger RNA from Ailuropoda melanoleuca (giant panda), 5367 nucleotides. It is a transcript of the gene CCP110, whose product is annotated as centriolar coiled-coil protein 110. The record is from RefSeq and is a predicted model, not a curated record. Gene Ontology annotation, cellular component: centriole. Lineage: Eukaryota; Metazoa; Chordata; Mammalia; Carnivora; Ursidae. The transcript has 16 exons. The coding region runs from base 377 to 3367 and encodes 996 amino acids. Gene Ontology annotation, biological process: centriole replication; negative regulation of centriole elongation; centrosome duplication.